UUCUUUCCCCCAGGGCUCUUUUCCCCAGCUCCCACCCGUGGAUGUGAUGGCAGCGCCGGCUCUGUCCUGCUAUCUGUCCCUCCUUGUCUUCCUCCUGGCCCUGGCCAUCCCUCAGGGAUUCACAGCGGCAGAUGACACCCCCAAGCUCACAUGCUUCUACAACUCAAAAGCCAACAUCUCCUGUGCCUGGAGCUGGGAUGGGGACCCACAGGCCUCGUCCUGCAAGAUCCAUGCUUGGCCAGAUAGACGGCCUUGGAACAGGUCCUGCGAGCUGCUCCCACUGAGCCCGGCGUUCUGGGUCUGUCACCUGAUUCUUGGAUCCCCAGAUGCUCAGAGUCUGACUGCGGCUGACAUUGUCAAAAUGAGCGUGAUAUGCCACGAAGGGGGGAGGUGGAGGACACUGAUGACCCAGGACUUCAAGCCCUUUGAGAACCUUCGCCUGAUGGCCCCCGACUUGCUCCAAAUCACCCAUGUCGGGACCCACAAAUGCAACAUAACCUGGAAAGUCCCGCAGUCCUCCCAUUACAUUGAAAGUUACCUGGAGUUUGAGGCCCGGACAAGGUCCCCAGGCCACAGCUGGGAGGAGGCCUCCGUGCUGAUCCUUAGGCAAAACCAGCAAUGGAUUUGCCUUGAGACACUUACUCCGGGCACCUUGUAUGAAUUUCAAGUGCGGGUCAGGGCCCACCUAGGCAGUCACAAGGCUUGGAGUCCCUGGAGUCAGCCCUUGGCCUUCAGGACGAGGCCUGCAGGGAAGCGGACUCUGACCUUUCCUCGGUUUGGCCAUGUCGUCGUGGGCAUUAGCAGUGCCUUCGGCUUUCUCAUCUUGGUCUACUUUUUGGCCAAAUGUCAGUACAUCCGACUGUGGCUGAAGAAGGUUCUGAAGUGCCACAUCCCAGACCCGUCGGAGUUCUUUUCCCAGCUGAAGUCAGAGCAUGGAGGAGAUUUCCAGAAGUGGCUCUCCUCGCCCUUCCCCUCGUCAUCCUUCAGUCCCAAUACCCAGGCACCCGAGAUCUCCCCGCUGGAGGUGCUGGACCGGGACACCAAGGCCACACAGCUGCUCCUGCUGCAGCAGAAGGGGCCCUCACCCUCGGCCGAGACCAGCGGCCACUCGCUGACCAGCUGCUUUACCAACCAAGGUUACUUCUUCUUCCACCUCCCUGACGCUCUGGAGAUCGAGGCCUGCCAGGUGUACUUCAGCUAUGACCCCUGCACAGAAGAGUCCGAGGAGGGCGGGGCUGGGGCGCCUGAGGGGUCUCUCCUCCCACCCCUGCCGCCCCUGCCGCCCCUCUCCUCGCCACCCCUGCCAGCAGAAGACGAUGCCUACUGCACCUUCCCCCCUGGGGAUGACCUGCUUCUCUUCUCUCCCGGGCUCCUGGGUGGCCCCGUCCCCCCCAACACCAUGGCCGGGGGCAGUGGAGCCUGUGAAGAGAAGCUGCCCCCCUCUCUGUGGGAGGGAGCUCCCCGAGACUGGGCCCCCCAGGCCCUGGUGCCUCCCAACCCAGGAGUGUCUGACCCGGGGGACAGCCAGCCACCGCUGGAGCGCGCCCUGGGAGAAGCAAGAGAGGAGGUCCCGGCCCCUGGCCCCACGGAGGGGAUCGGCUUCCCCUGGGCUAGACCCCCCGGGUAUGGCCAGGUUGGAACCCCUGCCUCCUGCCUGACCCUGAACACCGAUGCCUAUGUGUCUCUCCAAGAGCUGCAGGAGCAGGACCCGGCUCACUUGGUGUAGACAGACAAGGCAGGCUGCUGCCCACUGUUGUGCCAGGCCCAGGUGAGGACUCUGUCCUCAAGGCUUGUCCGCUGCUGAGUCACCCAGUGCCUAGCUGCCCCCUGGACAUCCCUGCCCUGAGGGCCCCCACCCAGCCUUGCCCCCUCGGGCAUUCAUUUCCAAAUGGCAACUGCUGCUCCCCGGUUCUGUGGCCCAAGCCAGGAAUUACAGUGGGUGGGGACACUGUGACUCCCCUCAGCUGUCACGGAGUCCCAUGGCUUUUGCCUUUAAAGCAUCCCUCCUCUGGAGCCCUGCAAGGACUCUUCAGGGAGAGUUCUCGGGGUUCUCCAGCGAUCUUCACCGUGUCCCCCUCACUGGGCUUCCUGCCCCAGUCCCACCCCCUCCUGCCCAUCCUCCACAGGGCAGCCAGAGCGCUCUCUCCGAACCACAAACCAUAUGGCUCUGCUGCCCUAGCUUAAAGCCCACCAUGGCUCCCCGCUGCCCUCCGCACCACUUCUUGGCCUGGCUGUCAUGUUGGGACAUUACCUCCUAGAACCCUCCCAGUGGUCCUACUGAGCCACCAGCAGCUCCCUCACGCCCCACACAUUUGCACAUGCUGUUCCCUGUACCUGCGGUGCUCUCUCCUCCCUCAUCCAGGUGACCAAUCCCCUUAUCCCUCAAGGGUCCUUUCUGCUUCCUUUGGAGAGAAACUCUGCAUCCAUUAAUGCUCCCGGACUUCAAGCUUCCGUGUCAUGGGGUGGCUAGACAAAGUGGCCCAGUCACUUCGCCCUUGGGAUCUCUUGUGACCUCAGAAUGCUUAGCUACUGUGUCCUUGCCACUGUGGCCCAAUUUGUGACGCGAAUCCCCCAGGAAAGCAGACACUGGCUGGAUCUUUCCAUCGUGGUUUCAUGGAUUCAUAAAUCAUGCUGCUAGGAAGUAAACCUCUCCUAGUGGCUGGUUCUGAGGCUGUCACAGGGAGUCUAGACCUCUCUUGGAGAGAUCUCUUCCACAACUGAGGGGGCUGGCACGCUGCGUCCAGACGGGCAACUUGCUUGGCACCCCUAUCCUAUUCCCUGUAGUGAACUAUCUGGGACCACCUUGCUUGGACUCCCUGUGCCCGGCUGCCUUCACACAGGGGCCAUCGUCCUCUUCUGAGGUUAAGACUCAGAGAGGCGAAGCCCCAGGCUCACUAGGCUCCAGCAUGCCCAUUCCAGCAAGAGCCUCGUCCCCUUUCACCGCAGUCCUCCCCGCAGCACAAACACAGACUCACACCCCAAAGCACAAACACAGACUCACACAGCUGACCCCUUCCUCCUCGGUUCUCCCCAUCACCUCUCCACUUCUCUUCCUUCUGUCCCUGGCACAGAUCACACCUGUGAUGCCUGCCACAACCUUCCUCUCACAGGAGCAACCCCAAGGAGCAAAGGACUCCUUCCCAGGUCCCUGAUAUGUGAGUGCACUGAGCCAGCACUUAUAGGCCCUGCUCCUAGCUGAUUGGGUGCCUGACACAAGCCCACCCAUAGGCCGACAAGCUUGCUGCCUAUGAGCUGGCUUAGAACAGAAGCUCCGCCCAGUCAGGGAGGCCCGGCCUGAACUGGCCAAUCAGAUUUCUCUCAGUCUUGAGCAUUUCAACUCAGGGUCUUAAGAAGGUAGGUCCCUGGGAGCAGGUGCCUGUGCAGAAGGCUCUUGGAGAAGCCUGGGGUGGAGGAGUUCAGCCCGGUUAGCAGAGGGCACUGGGUUCUGCUACAGAGACUCCCAUUGACAGAGGGCUACCGACGGUUCGCUCAAGAGUCUCAUUUUCCUUAAGUCCGAAAUAAACUCCCUUUUCCUGAGGUUGUCUGAGUCUUGGAUCCUUACCACGGAAGAGCUUGAGCACUUGGUCACUCCUGACGUACGAUGCCACGUGUUCUGGGCCACGAGGUUCCUCAGUCCUGGCCUGAGCAUCAAACCCAAGCUCCGUGACCAGACCCUCGCUCUGUGUCCCCGCGCAAACCAUGAAACCCCUCUGUGAGUCAGUUUCCACUUGGAAGAGUUCUUGGGACAGUUCUGGUUCUUAAGCCUUGGGCAUUUGUGCCAUACGGAUGUUCAAUGACUUGUGUGUGCCAUCUCUGUUA
Enhydra lutris kenyoni (northern sea otter) is the source of this 3819-nucleotide messenger RNA. RefSeq names its product interleukin 2 receptor subunit beta. The record is from RefSeq and is a predicted model, not a curated record. The transcript is spliced from 9 exons. Gene Ontology annotation, biological process: cytokine-mediated signaling pathway; immunoglobulin mediated immune response. Gene Ontology annotation, molecular function: protein binding; cytokine receptor activity. NCBI's taxonomy places the organism in Eukaryota, Metazoa, Chordata, Mammalia, Carnivora, Mustelidae. Bases 47 to 1726 code for a protein of 559 amino acids. Gene Ontology annotation, cellular component: external side of plasma membrane; membrane.